CCCUCUUCUCUUCUCCCCCUAUUUUAUCUCUCCCGUGUCUCGUCUCUCUCCUCCGCUCCUCCUCCCCAUCGCCACAAGUCCACAACCCGGAGGGAGAGGUCAAGCUAGUCUUCUCGUCUCCCGCUCCGCAACGACGAAUGCUAAGUAGUUCCCCAGCGAUGGAGAAUCUGAGAUCUGAAAACUACCACCAAGGUGCUGCCAUGGAGGGCGUCAAGUUUGGGCCAGAGAUGGCCAACACCAACCGGAGGGCCCUGAGCGACAUCAAUAACAUCAUUGGAGGCCCUCACCAGCACUUGGCUGUUAGCAAGAGGGGUCUCUCAGAGAAACCAAUUGCUGCUGUAAAUGCCAAGGAUCAAGCUGGUUUUGUCGGACAUCGUCCAGUCACGAGGCAGAAACGCAACACAGAUGCAGCAUUUCACACAUGUGCAGAUAUGGAAAGCACCAAGAUGGCUGAUGAUGACAUCCCCCAGCCUAUGCUGUCUGAGAUGAAUGAGGCGAUGAGCUGCAAACUGAAAGAGAUAGAGAUGGAAGAUAUUGAGGAGGCAGCACCUGAUAUUGACAGUUGCGAUGUAGGAAAUUCCCUGGCUGUGGUUGAAUAUGUUGAUGAAAUUUACAGAUUUUACAGAAGAACCGAGGGUUCAAGCUGUACCCCUACAAAUUACAUGUCAAGCCAAACUGAUAUAAAUGAGAAUAUGCGUCGCAUACUAAUUGACUGGCUGAUAGAGGUACACUACAAAUUGGAGCUGUUAGAAGAGACCCUUUUCCUCAAUGUGAACAUCAUAGAUAGAUUUUUGGCACUUGAAAAUGUGGUGCGGAAGAAGCUUCAGCUAGUUGGUGUAACUGCUAUGUUGCUUGCGUGCAAGUAUGAAGAGGUGAGCGUACCAGUGGUGGAAGAUCUUAUCUUAAUCUGCGAUCGUGCCUACACAAGGGCUGAUAUUCUUGAAAUGGAGAGAAGGAUAGUGAACACACUUAAGUUCAAUAUGUCGGUGCCGACUCCAUACUGUUUUAUGAGAAGGUUCUUAAAGGCAGCACAAGCAGAAAAGAAGCUCGAGCUCCUAUCAUUCUUCAUGAUCGAGCUUAGCCUUGUUGAAUACGAGAUGCUCAAGUUCUGCCCAUCGAUGCUAGCAGCUUCUGCCAUCUACACAGCUCAAUGCACGAUAAAUGGGUUCAAAUCCUGGAAUAAAUGCUGUGAGCUGCACACAAAAUAUUCAGAAGAACAACUAAUGGAUUGCUCUAGGAUGAUGGUUGAACUGCACCAAAGAGCAGCUCAUGGAAAACUUACUGCGGUCCAUAGAAAGUACAGCACAUUUAGGUAUGGCUGUGCUGCAAAAUCAGAACCUGCCACAUUCUUGCUGGAUGCAAGAGCCUAAGCUAGAACUAAUUGGCUGGUUAUACACACUCUAACUACUUCCAUUGGCUGCUUCAACUAAAUUACAGAGUGGGAUCCACAUAAAUGCAACAACUGUUGCAGCAACCAUUUGGUGGACUGGGUUGGUGUAUUGUGUGAGUUCAAUAUAUUAACGUUGCUGAAAAAUUGGUUUGUGUUGUUUAGUUUUUUUUCCCAAUUAUAUCCAUUGGAAUUCAAUUCGUACAAUUGUAUCUUUAGUAUUAUUCUUUGUUCAUGUGACACCUCUUCAAUCUAAAAAUAAACAUUGAUUGAAUUUCCAGCAUGGCCUAGUGGUUAUAAGUGGAUCUACUGAAAUUGUUCCUUUU
Messenger RNA from Panicum virgatum (switchgrass), 1713 nucleotides. Its product is annotated as cyclin-B2-2-like. The record is from RefSeq and is a predicted model, not a curated record. The transcript is spliced from 9 exons. Gene Ontology annotation, molecular function: cyclin-dependent protein serine/threonine kinase regulator activity. Gene Ontology annotation, cellular component: cytoplasm; cyclin-dependent protein kinase holoenzyme complex; centrosome. Gene Ontology annotation, biological process: regulation of cyclin-dependent protein serine/threonine kinase activity; mitotic cell cycle phase transition. NCBI's taxonomy places the organism in Eukaryota, Viridiplantae, Streptophyta, Magnoliopsida, Poales, Poaceae. The coding region runs from base 138 to 1370 and encodes 410 amino acids.